AAAAAAAAAAAAAAAAGGUCUUACAAACGCAGAACUCUCUCUCGCCGACUUUACCACUCAAACCAUCCCUCUGCCUCUGGAUUGAGUGACUUGAGUCGAGAAUUAUGGAGGUUAACGGGAAGGAUGAUCUUAAUGUGCCACUAUUGAAGUCUUCGGAUGAUUUUGUGGUUGAUAUCCCUCAACCAACUAACAACAAAGAAAGGAAAAUUAGGACGGUUAAGUUUAAAAUAGGGGAGAUCAAGUGUGCAUCAUGUUCAACAACUGUAGAAUCUUUGCUGCAAAAGCUUGAUGGGAUUGAGAAUGCUGUUGUUUCACCACUUCAAGGCCUUGCUGCCAUCAAUUAUAUUCCAGAGCUCAUCAAGGUAAAAAAAAUCAAGGAAGCCAUAGAAGAAGCAGGUUUUCCAGUUGAUGAGUUUCCAGAACAAGACAUAUCAGUAUGCAGACUUAGGAUUAAAGGAAUGGCAUGCACUAGCUGCUCUGAGUCUAUUGAACGUGCCCUUCAAAUGAUUGAUGGAGUGAAAACAGCAGUGGUUGGUCUGGCCCUUGAAGAAGCAAAGGUCCACUUUGAUCCUAACCUCACUGAUACUGAUUGCAUCAUUGAAGCAAUUGAAGAUGCAGGGUUUGGAGCUGAACUCAUUAGCUCGGAAAAUGAUGCAAACAAAGUGCAUUUGACAGUUGAAGGAGUUAAUUCUCCAGAAGAUUUGACCAUUAUUCGUUCCUCGCUUGAGUCAGUUGUAGGUGUGACUCAUGUUGAAAUGAACUUGGAAGAAAAUAAGAUUACUGUUGCCUAUGACCCAGACCUCAAUGGUCCAAGGUCUCUUAUUAAUUGCAUUAAAGAAGCUGGAAAUGGCUCCAAAUCAUAUAAUGCAAGCUUGUUUGUUGCUCCAAUUCGAAGAGAAGCUGAGCAGCAGCAGGAAAUUCGGAUUUAUAGGGACCAGUUUUUCUUGAGCUGCAUAUUUUCAGUUCCAGUAUUUGUCUUCUCCAUGUUACUCCCGAUGCUUCCUCCUUACGGGAACUGGUUGGAUUACAAGAUUCACAACAUGCUCACCAUUGGGAUACUUCUAAGGUGGAUUCUUUGUACACCUGUGCAGUUCAUCAUUGGUCGAAGGUUUUAUGUGGGAUCAUAUUAUGCUUUGAGACGAAAAUCAGCUAACAUGGAUGUUCUAGUUGCUCUAGGCACCAAUGCCGCAUAUUUUUACUCCAUGUAUAUACUGAUAAAAGCAUUGACUUCAGACAAAUUUGAGGGGCAGGAUUUCUUUGAAACAAGUGCCAUGUUGAUAUCCUUCAUUCUCUUAGGGAAAUAUCUGGAAGUUCUGGCUAAAGGAAAGACAUCAGAUGCUUUAUCAAAGUUGACUGACCUUGCUCCUGAUACAGCUCAUCUGUUGACAUUGGACAAUGAUGGAAAUGUUGUCUCUGAGGAAGAAAUUAGCACUCAGUUAUUACAAAAAAAUGACAUAAUUAAGAUUGUUCCAGGUGCAAAAGUUCCUGUUGAUGGCAUUGUUAUCGAUGGGCAAAGCCAUGUUAAUGAAAGCAUGAUUACAGGAGAGGCAAUACCCAUAGCUAAAGGACCUGGUGACAAGGUUAUUGGUGGCACUAUGAAUGAGAAUGGAUGCUUACUGGUUAAGGCCACUCAUGUUGGGUCAGAGACUGCACUUUCCCAAAUUGUUCAACUUGUUGAAGCAGCACAGCUUGCCAGAGCUCCUGUUCAGAAACUAGCAGACAAGAUAUCGAGGUUUUUUGUUCCUACAGUCGUUGCUGCAGCAUUUUUAACAUGGCUGGGAUGGUUUAUCACCGGACAAGCUGGUGUUUAUCCUGAAUAUUGGAUACCAGAAGCAACUAAUAAAUUUGAGCUCGCCCUGCAGUUUGGUAUUUCAGUGCUAGUGGUUGCCUGCCCGUGUGCUCUGGGACUAGCAACCCCUACAGCGGUCAUGGUUGCCACAGGGAAGGGUGCUUCACAAGGUGUGCUUAUUAAGGGAGGAAAUGCACUUGAAAAGGCUCAUAAGGUGAAAACAGUUGUUUUUGAUAAAACAGGGACACUGACAGUUGGAAAACCAGAAGUAGUCAGUGCAGUGCCCUUUUCCGGUUACUCCAUGGAGGAGUUUUGUGAUUUGGCUACCGCUGCAGAGGUAAACAGUGAGCAUCCUUUGGCAAAAGCUGUGGUGGAACAUGCUAAGAGAUACCGUCAAAAGAUUGGGUCCCACACAAAGCAUUUCACAGAGGUGAAGGACUUUGAGGUGCACACAGGAGCGGGCAUUAGUGGCAAAGUCGGUGAUGCAACAGUUUUGGUAGGGAACAAGAGGCUGAUGCGAGCUUGUAAAGUCCCAAUUGGUCCUGAGGUUGAUGAUUAUAUUUCAAAAAAUGAGCAACUCGCUCGAACAUGCAUGUUAGUGGCCAUUGAUGGGAAGGUUGCUGGAGCUUUUGCUGUAACUGAUCCAGUGAAGCCAGAGGCUAAGCUUGUCAUCUCUUUCCUCCGCUCAAUGAGCAUCUCAAGUGUCAUGGUGACUGGUGAUAACUUGGCUACUGCAACUGCCAUUGCUAAUGAGGUUGGCAUUGACAAGGUGUUUGCUGAGACUGAUCCACUGGGAAAAGCUGACAAGAUCAAAGAAUUGCAGAUGAAAGGAAUGGCUGUGGCAAUGGUUGGAGAUGGAAUAAAUGACUCACCAGCUUUAGCUGCAGCAGAUGUUGGCAUGGCAAUUGGUGCUGGCACUGAUGUAGCUAUAGAAGCAGCCGAUAUAGUUCUUAUCAAGAGUAACUUGGAAGAUGUGGUUACAGCCAUUGAUCUCUCUAGAAAGACUAUGUCCCGAAUUCGGCUUAACUACGUUUGGGCCCUUGGCUACAACAUCCUUGGCAUGCCAAUUGCUGCUGGAAUUUUGUUCCCCUUCACUGGAAUUCGCUUACCACCUUGGCUUGCAGGUGCUUGCAUGGCUGCUUCAUCCAUUAGUGUGGUUUGUUCUUCCCUCUUAUUGCAGUCUUAUAAGAAGCCUCUGCAUGCUAGAAUGCCAUAGGAGCCAUGCCUAUCGUUGCUUGGUUGAAGCUGGUGUAGACGUGUAGUACUACAAAGCCAUGCCUAAUAGUUUCAUUGAUUGACUUACAAUAAAAAAUCAAUUCUUAACUAAAGAUAGAUUGCUGCAGUGGGGUUGUAAUCGUGAUGUAUAAUGUAAUUUCUGGGAUCAUUAGAGGGUAAAUAUCAUCUGUAAUAUUAGCACAGCUUUUUCUAAUUGAAUUGGGUAGAGCUUAUAAUUUUUAUGCUCAAUAAUCGGGCAGAUUGAUUCAUAGGAUUCAGAACUAGUAGACUGUGGUCCAGGGCAAUGUCAUGUGGGAGGUCCCCUCCUCUUCCCCCCAACCCCCCUAAAAGAGAAAGAAUUGGCCUCUCUGAAAAAGAAUGAGGUGGUCUUCACUUCUCUCCUUCUGAUGGCAUAUCAAUUUGGGGUUGUUCCUGUGUUCCCAUUCUCUUUCUAGUUUUUCAGUCUGGCUGAAAAUUCUCUCUCUUUUAUAAUCUCUUUUCAUCCCCCU
Molecule: messenger RNA, 3513 nt
Organism: Quercus lobata
Lineage: Eukaryota; Viridiplantae; Streptophyta; Magnoliopsida; Fagales; Fagaceae
Product: copper-transporting ATPase HMA4-like
Exons: 9
Coding region: 105-3005 (966 amino acids)
Biological process (GO): monoatomic cation transport
Cellular component (GO): membrane
Molecular function (GO): ATP hydrolysis activity; ATPase-coupled monoatomic cation transmembrane transporter activity; ATP binding
Source: RefSeq, a predicted model, not a curated record